GGGCCCCCGGGCAAUAGGGGAUCAUGGCGCCCCUAUGUGUCCUUGCCCAAACUCAAAAAAGCCUAUGAAAAAGGUACCAGGGGCAUCUCAUGGGGCCCCUACUGACCCCGGGCCCUCGGCAGUACCUGAGUUUCCAAAUGGUCAGUCCGCCCCUGGUGUAGGAGCAUACAGAAGGAAGGUGGUCACCAGGGGCGGACUGACAACUCAUGGGGACCCCGGGCAAUAGGAGAUCAUGGCGCCCCUAUGUCCUUGCCCAAACUCAAAAAAGCCUAUGAAAAAGGUACCAGGGGCAUCUCAUGGGGCCCCCUACUGACCCCGGCCCUCGGGCAGUGCCCGAAUUUCCAAAUGGUCAGUUCGCCCCUG
Molecule: messenger RNA, 363 nt
Organism: Staurois parvus
Lineage: Eukaryota; Metazoa; Chordata; Amphibia; Anura; Ranidae
Source: the annotation of a GenBank genome assembly